AGCCAAGGGCAUGCAUACGCUGGGCUCCUUGCCUUGGCCGUAGCCGUAGUCAAGCUUGGGUCAACCUAACCUGACCCCGCGCAAACACGGCCUUCGAAAUUGGCUGUUGUUACUGAUAAGCAGCCAUCCCUAGAGCGUUAAAUUGCACACAACGUAUAAGUUAGAACACAAAUUAUUAUAAUAGGUAAAUAUUGUUUCUUAUGAUUUCUGUAAACUCUUUGUAAUAGUUCAGCCAACAGAAUUUACUUUUUUUAUUACCACAUUUGGCGGCUACAUAGAGAUAGAGCAAGCAACUAUGACAGCCUGCAUUCCUUUGUGAAACGUUUAUAAAGAGAGCGCACAUCAGUCGAAUGCACGUGAGUAGAUAAACUUUUGAUAGUAUGUCGCACAUACUGAUUAAAUGGGUGGCGGAGGAGAAAUGGGACGUGUAUCCCGUCCGCGCACUAGCUGACGCCGAUGUCGGCUUCAGGCUGGUGGCCCAGGAGGGCGCCAUAAAGAAGUUGAGAGGGAGUACGCAGCCCGUGUACUGGAAGGAAGGGGAAGCAGCGGCCCCGGCAAUCCUUCUGAACUGCGGGAGCCCGAAAGCCCUCGAAAAGAAGCGUUCGCGGCUUGUCGCCAACGCAGGGGCCCUAACUGCAACGACAGAAGGGGACGAACAUAAAGCCCACAAUGCAGCUUGCGGCACUUGUGGCGACAGAGUGCGCCAGCUGGAGGCGGAAAAUGAAGCCCUACGGGCAGAAGUGGAAAGCCUCAAGAGGCUUCAGGAAGGGCAUGACUAUGUGACUGGUAAGCACCUUAAGGCAGCAGCCAUAUACUUACUCAUUCUUCAGUUUAUUUAUGAUUCCCUCAAUGCACAUAAAGUACACGCAGGUCAACACUACGUGUUGAACUAG
Molecule: messenger RNA, 893 nt
Organism: Dermacentor albipictus
Lineage: Eukaryota; Metazoa; Arthropoda; Arachnida; Ixodida; Ixodidae
Source: RefSeq, a predicted model, not a curated record